AUGGCAACAACAUUUUCCGAUGUCCACCCCUCCAUCAUUCAGACCCACAUUUUACCACGUCUCGACGGUCUAUCUCUCUUCUCCACCGCAGCCGCAUCAUCAUACUUACAACACCUCUGCACCGAUGAAAAUCUCUGGUCUCAUAUUUGCAAAUCCACCUGGCCCUCAAUUGCCGACCCACGUCUCCAUGAUAUCAUCUCCACUUUCUCCGCCGGUCACCGCUCUUUUUUCCAAGACUCCUUCCCGGCCCUAGUCACCGACGUCAACCACCAGAACCAUCUUCAUGAUCUUAACUGUUCAUCUCAUCGUUCGCCAUCCCAACUCAUAUCAGCCGUCGACAUUCGUUACCAAAAUGACAUUAUUUACUCCAUAGCUGAAUUUACAGAGACAACAGAUGAGUUUUUAUCGUCUCCAUUGCGGAUUAAACUAAACCAUGACCUUGAAUCCAAACAUGCACCUGGAAUCUUGCGAUCCAUCAACCUGAAUGUUGACGAGUUUGCAGGUGCAGAUGAAGCAACAGUUUCACACCUGGAAGAAUCCCUGAGUUUAAACUGGAUCAUAAUCGACCCAACCCAAAAACGGGCAGGAAACAUAUCGAGUAUCAAACCGAUUGGUGUAAGGCAAGGCUGGAUGACUAACCAGACAUAUCUCGUAUACGCCAUUGUUUUACCGGGGUGUGAUCCAAAUAAGAUGGUACAAUGUAGAAUACAGGUGGUACUCGCUGUGGCUGCCGGAGGCGUGGGACUGCAUGUGAAAGAGGUGAUGCUAGAGCUAAUGGACUUGGAUUUUUGCCGCUUAAAGGGUAGGGACUUUUUGGUAAGUAUACAAGGAGCACUUUCGGAAGAAAAUAAUGUGAGGAGGAAAAUGGUUGAUGCUGAGGAGAGCCGACGUCGUUACCAAGUGUUCAAGAGGAUCUCCAUCAACUCUCAUUCCGACAUGCCAAGUAAAAUACAAAGUAAUGUACAGGAAUUGCAGAGUAAUAUCGGUACUCUAUGCCGUUGUCUCUUUACAAAGAUUGUUUCAUUUGUUGAAACUUGA
This is a messenger RNA of Lactuca virosa, 1038 nucleotides long. Lineage: Eukaryota; Viridiplantae; Streptophyta; Magnoliopsida; Asterales; Asteraceae. The record is from the annotation of a GenBank genome assembly.